This is a messenger RNA of Enhydra lutris kenyoni (northern sea otter), 1617 nucleotides long. RefSeq names its product glucose-6-phosphate isomerase-like. Gene Ontology annotation, molecular function: carbohydrate derivative binding; glucose-6-phosphate isomerase activity; monosaccharide binding. Gene Ontology annotation, biological process: glycolytic process; gluconeogenesis; glucose 6-phosphate metabolic process. Lineage: Eukaryota; Metazoa; Chordata; Mammalia; Carnivora; Mustelidae. The record is from RefSeq and is a predicted model, not a curated record. Bases 1 to 1593 code for a protein of 530 amino acids. The transcript has 2 exons. Gene Ontology annotation, cellular component: cytosol.
AUGGUUGCGCUCACCCAGAAUCCGCAGUUCCAGAAGCUGCAGAAAUGGUACCGCGAGCACGGCUCUGACCUCAACUUGCGCCGCCUUUUCGAAGGGGACAAGGAACGCUUCAGCCACUUCAGCUUGAACCUGAACACCAGCCAUGGGCAUAUUCUGGUGGAUUACUCAAAGACUCUUGUGACCGACACUGUGAUACAGAUGCUGGUGGACCUGGCCAAGUCCAGGGGCAUGGAGGCUGCCCGGGAUCGCAUGUUCAGCGGCGAGAAGAUCAACUUCACAGAGAAACGGACAGUGCUGCAUGUGGCCUUGCAAAACGGGUCAAACACACCCAUUCUGGUGGAUGGCAAGGAUGUGAUGCCAGAGGUCAACAGGGUCCUGGAGAAGAUGAAGUCUUCUGUCAGGGGACCCCUCAUGGUGACCAAAGCCCUUAAGCCGUACUCUUCGGGAGGUCCCCGGGUUUGGUUUGUCUCCAACAUCGACGGGACCCACAUCGCCAAAACUCUGGCCACCCUGAAUCCUGAGUUGUCCCUGUUCUUCAUUGCCUCCAAGACCUUUACCACCCAGGAGACCGUUACGAAUGCAGAGACGGCGAAGGAGUGGUUUCUCCUGUCGGCCAAGGACCCUUCUGCAGUUGCGAAGCACUUUGUUGCCCUGUCUACCAACACGUCCAAAGUGAAGGAGUUUGGGAUUGACCCUCAAAACAUGUUCGAGUUCUGGGAUUGGGUAGGAGGAUGCUACUCGCUGUGGUCAGCCAUUGGACUCUCCAUCGCACUGCAUGUGGGAUUUGACAACUUCGAGCAGCUGCUCUCAGGGGCUCACUGGAUGGACCAACACUUCCGAACGACACCCCUGGAGAAGAACGCCCCUGUCAUCCUGGCCAUGCUGGGCAUCUGGUACAUCAACUGCUUUGGGUGCGAGACGCAGGCCAUGCUGCCCUCUGACCAGUAUCUGCACCGCUUUGCGGCCUAUUUCCAGGAGGGCAACAUGGAGUCCAACAGGAAGUACAUCACCAAGUCUGGCACUCGCGUGGACCACCGAACGGGCCCCCUUUUGUGGGAGGAGCCAGGGACCAAUGGCCAGCAUGCCUUCUACCAGUUCAUCCACCAAGGCACCAAGAUGAUACCUUGUGACUUCCUCAUCCCAGUCCAGACCCAGCACCCGAUAAGGAAGGGUUUGCACCACAAGAUCCUCUUGGCCAACUUUUUGGCCCAGACAGAGGCCCUGAUGAAGGGGAAGUUGACAGAGGAGGCCCGGAAGGAGCUGCAGGCCGCAGCAAAGAGUCCCGAGGCCUUGGAGAAGCUGUUGCCACACAAGGUCUUUGAAGGAAAUCGCCCAGCCAACUCCAUUGUGUUCAUCAAGCUCAUGCCAUUCAUUCUGGGAGCUUUGAUUGCCAUGUAUGAGCACAAGAUCUUUGUUCAGGGUAUCAUCUGGGACAUCAACAGCUUUGACCAGUGGGGGGUGGAGCUAGGAAAGCAGCUGGCCAAGAAAAUCGAGCCCAAGCUUGACGGCAGUAGCCCAGUGACCUCUCAUGACUUUUCUACCAAUGGGCUAAUCAAUUUCAUCAAGCAGGAGUGUGAGGCCAGAAGCCAAUAAACUCAUGCCUGGCUGCAAAAAAAA